This is a messenger RNA of Gopherus flavomarginatus (Mexican gopher tortoise), 6627 nucleotides long. RefSeq names its product p21 (RAC1) activated kinase 4 (gene PAK4). The transcript has 10 exons. Gene Ontology annotation, biological process: protein phosphorylation; intracellular signal transduction; regulation of MAPK cascade. Gene Ontology annotation, molecular function: ATP binding; protein serine/threonine kinase activity. Lineage: Eukaryota; Metazoa; Chordata; Testudines; Testudinidae. Bases 465 to 2516 code for a protein of 683 amino acids. The record is from RefSeq and is a predicted model, not a curated record. Gene Ontology annotation, cellular component: cytoplasm.
AUGAUGGUUGAGUUGACUCACGGAGUGCUUGAGGCCACCAUUUUCCAAAGUGACUUUUGGUUUUUGAGUGCCCAAGAGGAGAGGCUUUGGGCUGGAUAUUCAGAGGUGCUGAAUUCAGUGGGAGCUGUGAUUACUCAGUGCCUCAAACUCAGGUCCAAAGUAUCUCAAAAUUGAGCUUGUCACCAACCUUGUACAGCAGAACACUAGAAAGCCUCAUCUCCUGCCUCUGCCCUCUAACCACUAUCUAAUGUUACCUCUUAAAUAAAUCCAGUGCUAGGCAAGGUGCUGCAUUGACAGCCAUGGGUGCAGAACUGCCCCUCUUUAUCCCUGGACAGCACAGGCAAUAGCAGGGCCACCAGUCAACCAGUGAUGGCUGGACUGGUGUUAAGCUGAUGGAUCCUCUCUUCUCUGGGUCACCAGGCUCUGAGGCUUAGAUCCUCAAAGGUCUUUUAGCCAACGUCACCAUGUUCAGCAAGAAGAAGAAACGCGUUGAGAUCUCUGCUCCCUCAAACUUCGAGCACCGGGUCCACACUGGGUAUGACCAACAAGAGCAGAAGUUCACUGGGCUGCCGAGGCAAUGGCAGGGCAUCAUCGAGGAGUCGGCAAAGAGACCCAAGCCACUGGUGGAUCCUGUGUACAUCACGGCUAUUCAGCAUGGCUCGCAGAAGACCAUCGUGCGGGGAAACAAAACUGCCAAGGACGGCUCCCUGACCUGGCUGCUGGAUGAGUUUGAGAACAUGUCGGUGUCCCGCUCCAACUCGCUGCGCCGGGACAGCCCCCCCCUCCAGCCCCGCCGUGACCAGCUCUUCCACCAGAACGGACUCAACGAGGGGCCGGCCAAAGCCCAGCCCCUCGAGGACAGGAAUAAGGACCACAAAGAGAGGACUCGCCAUGAGGCCAGGAACGAGCUGGAUCGGGACAGGGAGAGGAACCGGGACAGGGAGGAGAACCGGGCCCAGCCACAGCAGCCCCGAGGGCAGGAGCCCGGCAGCAAAUCCACCAAGCACCCUGGCGGCAGGCCACCCCCUCCUGAGUACCACAAGCCCUCUAAGGAGGGCAGGCCCAGAGCCCAUGACCGGGAUGGCAGGCGGGACUACCCGGCGGAGAGGGACUACAGCGAGCCGGCUGACCGCGUGGUCAGGAGGGAUCGCAACGACGCCUCCGACAAGAGACCCAAGUCCACAUACACCGGGGAGAAAAGCCCGCAGUCCCCGCGGGACAAACGCCCGCUCUCCGGGCCCAAUAUCCGGACUCCAAACAUCCCCGUCUCCGAAGGGGUGAUGAAGACAGCUCAGCAGACCGGCCGGCCUUUUAAUACGUACCCACGAGCUGAGACUGACCCUGUCAGGGGCACAGGUUCUCAGGCAGAGCCCAGGUCUGCGAGGCCCCAGGAAAUGACAUCCAAUGGGCCAGUAAGCGGGAGCAGUAGCUCCUCCAGGGUCCACCAGCCAGGCCAGCCGAAGUCCAAAAACCCAGAGCCGCCCCAUCCGGGAAUCUCCCCACACGCAUCAGAGCCCUACUUAACUCGUAUCCCCCAGUCAGCCCCCCAGCCAUCUUAUUCCCAGCAGCCACCGCCGCCUCCUCCCCCCACGGCCUCCCAGCAGCCCCGCUCCCCGCAGCGCGAGCCCCAGCGGGUCUCCCACGAACAGUUCCGAGCCGCCCUGCAGAUGGUGGUUGACCCGGGCGACCCCCGGACCUACCUGGACAACUUCAUUAAAAUCGGCGAAGGCUCCACGGGCAUCGUCUGCAUCGCCACGGUCAAGAGCACAGGGAAGCUGGUGGCCGUGAAGAAAAUGGACCUGAGGAAGCAGCAAAGACGCGAGCUGCUGUUUAAUGAGGUGGUGAUUAUGAGGGACUACCAGCACGAGAACGUGGUGGAGAUGUACAACAGCUACCUGGUGGGGGAUGAGCUGUGGGUGGUGAUGGAGUUCCUAGAAGGCGGAGCGCUAACGGAUAUCGUAACGCACACCAGGAUGAAUGAAGAGCAGAUUGCCGCUGUCUGCCUGGCUGUCCUGAAAGCACUUUCUGUCCUCCACGCCCAGGGGGUCAUCCACCGAGACAUUAAGAGCGACUCCAUCCUGCUCACCCACGACGGCAAGGUGAAGCUCUCUGAUUUUGGGUUUUGCGCACAAGUGAACAAAGAGGUCCCGCGGCGGAAGUCGCUGGUGGGAACCCCCUACUGGAUGGCGCCAGAGCUCAUCUCCCGACUACCUUAUGGACCAGAGGUGGAUAUCUGGUCCCUCGGUGUGAUGGUGAUCGAAAUGGUGGAUGGAGAGCCCCCUUAUUUCAAUGAGCCCCCCUUAAAGGCAAUGAAGAUGAUCCGGGACAACCUGCCCCCCAAACUUAAAAAUGUGCACAAGGUUUCUCCUUCCCUCAAAGGAUUCCUGGACCGCUUGCUGGUGAGAGACCCGGUCCAGCGAGCCUCCGCCAACGAACUCUUGAAACACCCCUUUCUGGCGAAGGCCGGGCCUCCUUCCAGCAUCGUGCCGUUGAUGCGGCAGAACCGGAUGAGAUGAGUGCCGGCUGCACCAGAGAGAGAGAGAGAUGCGCACGCCGUCUGACCGCUCCCCACUCGGCCGCCCUGCCUCGGCCCCUGGCCCUCCAUUCUCCAGGGCGCUGCUGCCGUUCCCUUUGGCCGCCGCGGCAGGGAUGGCGGCUCCCGACAGCCAGAGCAGCAGCAGGAGCGUCCGGCUCUCUCGGUCCCUCCGGGUUUCCGGGGACGGCCCGUUCCUGGCGGGGCCAGCGGUUCCGCUAACUGGAUUUACAACUGUGCCACUACUGUCAUGUCUGUGGCAGGAGCUCUCCUGCCCGUCGCACCGUACUGCUGAGUGGAAGGGGGUGGGGGGCCCAGCUGGGGGUGGGGGGGAGGUUUUUUAAUGACUUUACAAUUUCUGAUCAAAACGGUAGUUUUUACACACACGCGAAGACGAGGUGGGUCCGGGAGCGACAGACACUAAGCAGCACAACACUGGAACGUCCAGCCACGGCUGGAAGCGGCUUUGCCUCUUCCUCUGGCUGCCGGCUCAGUCUUCCCCAGGCCGGGCCAGGAGCGGUCGGGGUAGGUGGGAGCGGUUUUGUUUAGCUCUGUAGCAUUUGGGUUUCUUCAGUAGGGUGGGCGCCAGCGGCAGGGCCUCCUUCCCAGCAGGAGGGAGGGUUCCUCUAGAUGCAGCCGGGAAAGCAAACGGCUCCUGGUGCUGGGUGGUUGACAGCCCCAAUCUCCCCCUGCCGUGUCCACCCCUGGUGCGUAACUGCUGAGAUCAGCUCUGGUUGUGCUAGAUUUGGGGUCUCCACCACUUCGUCCCUCGCAGGAGACUAGAGGCAGUUUCUGCAGGGUCUCCAUGCUGCUCCCACGCCCCCCCCUCAUCUCCCCCACAUGGCAGGCUCUUCCAUGCUCGUUCUGCACUGAGGUCUAGACGUGCUGCUGCUCAGUCCCCGGGAUGGGGGGAGCAGUGACCUGGCCCCUGGCCUCUUGGCUUCACAGGUUCUUUUCCAUCCAAGUAGCCCAAAGUCUGUGGCUCACCCAUCCCCCGGGGGCUCCAAACGGAAUCCACUCCGGCCCCCGCGACUAGAAUGCAGGAGCCUGGUGGGCAGAGACUCUGGUACCCCAGCAUGCAAUGCCGCUCCUUGAUCUGUGCAGCCUUGCAUGCUGGGAUACCUGGAGUCUCUGCAGUGUGGGGGAGGGAGGUUCCCCAGGCUCCCGGCCUGUUGCCCUCAGUUUUGGGCAGCCUGUGGGGUCAGAGAAACGAAGGCCCCAGCAGCCUAUGGGGACCAGAGCGUGUUGUAGCUCUCUGGUGUAGUCUGGCCUUUGGGGCUUGUUGGCUCAUCUGGGAAAGAUCCUGCCCGAGGGGGCUCCCCAUCCUUGGCAGGAUCUUCCCCCUCGGCGCAGCCCCUGCGUCCAGCUCAGCGUAGGGAGGAAGUGACCGGGUCUGGUCAUUCGUGUGGGAAGGGAACUCGGAGCUCAGCAUUGGUCGGGGAGUGGCCUCCUCUGGGAGCCUGGGGGCUGAACUGAGCUGUGAUCUCUGACACCAGCCAGGAAAGGGGGCAGCUUCCCGACCCCUUAGAGAGACUCUUCUGUGCGAGGCUGGCGGGCAGAGCGCUAGGCUGGCGGGCAGAGCGCUAGGCUGGCGGGCAGAGCGCUGGGCCCACCAAGCAGCCACUCCGUGCCAGGGCCAGGACAUGGCUCCGAAGGAAGAAUCGCCCCAAAGGUGGGCCAGCGUUUUGUUACUUCUACUUUGCAUUCUGCCAGGGGGCCAUGGGGGGCCUGCUCGGGAGGGUCCUGCGUGCGAAAACUGAGCCAUUUUGAAGAGGAUCCCCCCCCCAGCCCCCCGUGCGCGCCAUGCAAUGAACAUGUAUGCUGUACCGCACCGACUCCUCUGAAUGCUUUCUGGGGAGUGGGAGGGGCCCAGGGAUGGGCUUUCUUUACCUGCUUUUAGAUACUUCAGUUACAGCAACUGGGUCGCUGCCUUUUUUCUCCUCUCCGUGAGCCCCCCCCAGUGCAGCAGGAGUGGGUUGGUUACAGGCCCAAGGGGAGUGUGUGUUUGCCGUUCUUAUCUGGUUUUCCUGGCCACUGGAUUCUUCUCUGCAGAAGUGCACAACAGUCGUGCUGCUCGCUGCAAGAGGGAACUGCAGGGCAACCUGCCUCUGGAGACCGACGGGGAACGUGGGUCCCAUCAGGGAUUUUUAUUUGCUGGGCCUAACUGCCAUGGGUGGAAAUUGGCUCCCUUGAGCUCACUGGGGAGAGUGGAAGUCGGUCUGCUUGGGAGCCAGCCCCGGCAGUGGUGAAAGUUGGCUAAUGCGGGAGAUCUUCCAGAGCGCUCCGUGCCGGCCAGCGCUGCUCUUCCCGAGCUGAUGUCUCGCCGGGGUUUCAGGGAGAGCAGGAUUGAGCCAGGGCUGCGGGCUCGGUCGGCCGAAUGCGUGACCCGUUCUGGCUGCGUAGGGUGUUUCAUGCUCUUUUCCCAUUAGGCUUUAGCCUUAGUGCUUUUAAACCUAUAAACUAGUCACUAAAAAACCCUUGCAGUAACCGGCAGCGUGCCCAGGCUGUGUGUAUUCACACCCACCCACGACUGACCGUCAGGCAAAGCUCUCUGCCCCUAAAGCCAGAGCUCCACAGAGACAGGUUUUCGGGGUGGGGUGGGGCUCGUUCGAUACAGCCCCUCGGGCACCGCGCUGCCCCUAGGCUCUCCCCUCUCAGCCCGGGCCCUUCGCCCAACUCCUGCCUGGGGUCCCGGGAUUGUUCUCAGCUCUGACCCGCUGACAUUUAAACUCCUGCUGUUUCUCAGCCUGCUUAAAUUGUAGCAAAGCCUAGGGGCGUGAGACAGUCCCGCGCUGUACAGGACCCCCGGCCUUGCCACUUCUCAUGCCCCUGGUCUGCUCUGACAUAAACCACAUCGGCCGGUGCUGACUUCCUUCCUUCCUCCCCCUCGUAACCCACCCUCCCGACCUCCCCACACAGGAAAGUUUAACCAACGGUUAUCUUCAUUGGGGGUUUCAGAUCAAUUACACAGACCUUUACCUGUCUCUCUUGCCUCACCCGGUCACAGUUUGUUACUGGGGACCCUUGCAGCCCCGUCCUCUGCUGCUCAGCCCCCCUAACCUCUCACUGAGCUUCCCAGGGAGCGUGUGAGCUGGCGGGGGGGACACUUCAGGGCUCACGCACUGGAGCAGAAGGGCUUUGUGGGUCACAUGGCAAUGGAAACUGAGCCCUCAGCCUGCCACUCAACAGCCCUCUGGGCUGGCUCAUGAGCCUGGGUCUGCUUUGAGCAAUGGGACCUAGGGUGUGGUGGAGCGUCUGCAGGAGGCACAAGGACUAGGGGGAGGGGUUGUCCUUCCACCGGCACCAGCGUUAGGCCCAAUUUGUGCCACUGUAACUGCAUCUGCUCCUGGGCGUCCUGGGCCAUCUCCCCCGCUGGUUAAAUCAGCUUCACGUGGGUGGGGCCUGCUCCUCAGCUGCUGUGGCCCCAUUGCCUGCCGAGGAUCCACUCUUCACUUGCUACUUCCCCGGGUGACCCCUGCCCCUGGCCAAAGAGUUGCUGCCCCUUUUCUGAAUCAGUCCCUCGUGGGGAAAACCCCGGUGGCAGGGGUUUGUCGGGCAGGCCUGCUUCCCCACGCUACGGCAGCGCACGCCAGCCCUGGACUUGUGACAAUCAGCACAGGCAGUUACGUAGCCAUGUAAGACACUAGCUCCCUCCCUGCGCCACAUCUUCCGCAGCGAACCUUCCCGGUGCACCAAUCCUCUGAGAAACCAGGCUAGAAAUGCCAGGGGGGGCCAGGGAGGGGAUCCUGGCAAAGCACUCAAAGGCGAACUGGUGAACUCUGUCUAGAAACAACUACUGAUUUGUUUUCUUGUUACUAUUUUUUUUAAAGAAGCUAUUUAUAUUGUCAUUUUGUAACACUACAGUAUUCCCGGGGGGGGGGGGGGUUUGGACAGAUUUGCUGUGGCACUAAAUGCUCCCGGCACUGACUCAGCCAUGGACUGACUUGUAUAAAAACGGAAUUGGAUCUUGUGCUGUGAGUUUGGGGUUGGGGGAAUUUUUUGUUUCUGGCGGGCCUCAGCCCGGCAAAACUUUUCAAAGAGUUUUGAGAUUUGUGUAACAAUUACAGGCUUUCUUUUUUUGGAGGAAAACGAAA